This is a messenger RNA of Rhinolophus ferrumequinum (greater horseshoe bat), 3072 nucleotides long. RefSeq names its product tRNA splicing endonuclease subunit 15 (gene TSEN15). Gene Ontology annotation, biological process: tRNA splicing, via endonucleolytic cleavage and ligation. Gene Ontology annotation, molecular function: nucleic acid binding. NCBI's taxonomy places the organism in Eukaryota, Metazoa, Chordata, Mammalia, Chiroptera, Rhinolophidae. The record is from RefSeq and is a predicted model, not a curated record. The coding region runs from base 21 to 527 and encodes 168 amino acids. The transcript has 5 exons.
GGCGGGCGCCACCGGUCGGCAUGGAGGAGCGCGGCGAUGCCGAGCCGACCCCGGGUUGCAGCGGUCUGGGCCCGGGCGGCCCUCGCAGCGGCGGCGGCGCCCACUCCUGGGCCCCCGAGGACGCCUGGAUAGGCACCCACCCAAAGUAUUUAGAAAUGAUGGAAUUAGACGUAGGAGAUGCCACCCAAGUUUAUAUAGCAUUCUUGGUUUACCUGGACCUCAUGGAGAGUAAAAGCUGGCAUGAAGUAAACUGUGUGGGAUUACCAGAUCUCCAGCUCAUCUGCCUUGUUGGUACCGAGAUAGAAGGAGAAGGGUUACAGACUGUGGUGCCUACACCCAUCAGUGCUUCCCUCAGCCAUAACAGGAUAAGGGAGAUAUUGAAGGCGUCUCGAAAAUUGCAAGGUGAUCCAGACUUGCCGAUGUCUUUUACUUUGGCCAUAGUGGAGUCCGAUUCCACAAUAGUCUAUUAUAAACUCACUGAUGGAUUUAUGCUGCCAGACCCUCAGAAUAUUUCCCUUAGAAGAUGACACCUCUACCUCCCGACGCUUACUUUAUUCAUACAAGACUGGAUUUGAGACCCAUCAACCUGCUUAAUCUUUUAUCUCAGAGGUAGUCAGGGUUGACGUAGCUGGUCCCAUUCCAUACGUUUUUUUCUAAAGAAUAUAACUUUCUUUAGAAGAAUUUUGUUGUUGUUCAAAAAUAUAGCGUAGUUGCUGUAGAACUUUCUUACCUGGAAACCGUUCAAUUACAGUUGUAUACAGGUUUAUGCCUAGGAUGUGUUAAGGGGAGUGACACAUUUCUUCAUCCUGCACUUACAGCUGCCUCACUGUUCGUUGCUUCCAAUGCCAGCACAUAGUUGAGGCUGUCACCUCUGUCCCUUAGUCAGCCCUCUCAGUGCCUUUGGCUACGGCAGCCAGUCUGGAGUGGCCUUUCGUAUACACCUGGUCACCUGGAGAGUUUAGUUCGUCUGCUUUUUCAUCCCCAAUAGAAAGAGAGAAAAAAAUUCUUUCAGUUGUUUUUAGUGUUGCAAUUACCGUUACUUCCCUCUUGGUUAACUUUAAAUAGAAACUGAAACAAUGCUCUUCUAGGGUGUAAGCUCACAUGUCUAGAUGUAUAGGGACCAGAGAAAUGCUACCUGUCGGAGUACUGAGGCUUCCUUUCCUUCUUAUUCCCUCCACCCUUACUAUGUCACAGUAGACCAUCACCAGAGAAACACUGGGGGACAGUGUCAGCCUUAAAAACAGCUUUAUGAAUUAGACCCAGUUAUUCCACUUUUGUCAUAAUCUAUUCCAGUUAAGGUGCCUAAAGUGUAAAUUAUUAUAAGCAUGAGGGUGUUAUAAGUGACAUCACGUGUAAUAGCCCAAAUUAUAAACCUCUUAAAAGUUUAGGGCAGGGGUCAAUAAACUUUUCCUAUAAAGUGCCAUUUUAGGCUCUGUCGACCAUAUAGUCCCUGUCACAGCUUUCAACUCUGCAAUUUGUAGCAUAAAAAUAACGAUAGACAAUAGGUAAACAAAUGGGCAAAGCUGUGUUCCAGUAAAACUUUAUUUCCAAACACAGACCCAGAGUUCACCAACCCCUGGUUUAGGGAAAUAGUGAACAAACAGAUACGAAUCGUACAUUAUUGUAUUCUUUAAAAUUAGUAAUGAAUAUAAUAAACAUGAGAAAAUAUUAAGUAAACAUGGUACAAAAGUGUAUAAAUGGGUAUGAUCAUGGCUGUAAAUAGCACACCAAACAUGACAAAUUACUAUUUGUCAUUUGAUUAUAAUAGGAUGGCAGCGCAGCAAAAGGAUGACUUGGUCUUUCUUCAGUAUUUCAGUUUUUCUUUAUUUGUAUUUUAUAAUAAAAAUGUUUUUUAAAAGUACCUUGAAAUCUGUAUGAGUUAUCUAUCAUUGCAUAAUAAUAUUACCACAAACUUAGCAAUUUAAAAGAGCACUCAUUUGACAUCUCUAAGUUGAGUCCUUUAUAAGGCUGCAGUCAGGGUACUGGCCAGGGCUGCAGUCUCAUCGGAGUCUCGACCGGGAAAUGGUCUUCUUCCUCACUCAUGUGGUUAUUGGCAGCUUUGCAUUCUCUGUUGGCUUUGGACUGAGGGCCUCAGUUCCUAGUGGACUAUUGCCAAGAGGCCACUUUCAAGUCUUUGCCACUUGGGCUUUGCCAGGUCAACUGGUUGCUUCCUCAAAGCCAGCAAGGAGAGUCUCAGCAAGAUGGACCUCAUAAUCUUAUGUAAUGUACUCUUGACCAUCCUUUGCCGUAUUCUGUCGGUUAGAAGCUAAUCACUCUAGAAAACGACAACAAGAAUGGGAAAAUGGCAAAAAGUAGGAACACUACAAAAUGGUAUAAGAGUAUCAUUCUUGGUCUGUAGUAGUGAUAUUUGAAUGUUACUUUUGAUAAUAUUUGAAUUUUCUAUUUUUGAUGGAAGUUCUUGGAACUCUUUCAGAUUUCCUCUGCUCCCCCCCGAAAGCCUGAAGACGUACCAGUUCAGAACAGUAUGUGCUUGUGUAACUCCAGUUGGCAGUUUGCAGAUCUAAGGAUCCUAAAACAGUUUAUGAUGAAUUUUCAGGGUUUCUGCCAUUUGAUUCCUUUUGAGGCUUCUCUUCACAGUGCUAGAAAAAUGGUGCAUUUUCAGAAAGAAAUGUAAGCUUAAUGAAUGUUAGAUUUGUGUGUUAGAUCUGGUGACCGGUGGUUCUCUGGUCACUAUAAGACCAGAUGUGUCCUUUGAGGUUGACUGUGAAAGCUUCCUCACAGACAUCAUUAAAACUGUACGUCCCAGAAUGUUUACGCUUUCAGACUGUUGUUCCCUGUGUAAUUGACCACAGAGUUCUAUCCAAAGAUGGCCAGACACCUGCUAAUGUGGAUAAUGGUCCAGAACAGUUCGGAAAGGGAGACAAUCUAGCUGUGUCUGUCUCAUUUUAGUGAAAAACUAGGUAAAGUGAUUUUUUUGUGUUUGUGGUCAAGUAACUUUGUAAUUGCAUUUACAUUCGUGUCUUCUCUUAUACGUCUGUGUAUCCCAUCACCUUCCACAGUAACUGGCAUGUAAACUAGGCUCUUAAUAAAUAUUUGGUGGGUGGAUGAGGG